Charadrius vociferus (killdeer) is the source of this 4461-nucleotide messenger RNA. RefSeq names its product Nance-Horan syndrome (congenital cataracts and dental anomalies) (gene NHS). NCBI's taxonomy places the organism in Eukaryota, Metazoa, Chordata, Aves, Charadriiformes, Charadriidae. Gene Ontology annotation, biological process: cell differentiation; lens development in camera-type eye. The record is from RefSeq and is a predicted model, not a curated record.
AUGACACUGUGUAAGAGCGGAGCGUUUUGUAAGAAGCGACAAUUGCUCAGGAGCCAGCAUCGCCUGGGUCCUCCAGAUGACCUCGUCCCAGCUGUCUCCAACCUGGAUGCAGAGAGCAAACUGAGUGUCUAUUACCGAGCACCUUGGCAUCAGCAAAGAAACAUCUUCCUCCCCUCCACCAGACCGCCCUGUGUGGAGGAGCUGCACCACCACGCCAAGCAGCAUCUGCGAGCCUUGCGCAGAGAACAUCGAAGCCGAGGUGAUAACAGAGAGCAAAAAGUCCAAGGCCCCAUCGCUGUGGUGGCUCCCCCCUUUCCUCCCUUCCCUGCGAUCUGCAGUCAAAAGAGGCAAGCGAUAAAGGACCGGCACUUGCUACCAUUUAACAGCACCCGUUCGCCCUCCCCAAUUGAGUGUUGCCACAUGACCCCCUGGAGUAGAAAGUCCCAUCCACCAGAGGACGAAGAUACAGAUGUCAUGUUAGGGCAGAGGCCGAAAAAUCCAAUACAUAAUAUCCCUUCUACACUGGAUAAACAAACCAAUUGGAGUAAAGCACUACCUCUCCCAACUCCAGAGGAGAAAAUGAAACAAGAUGCCCAAGUGAUUUCUUCUUGCAUUAUCCCCAUCAAUGUCACUGGAGUUGGUUUUGACAGAGAGGCUAGUAUUCGCUGCUCUCUUGUUCAUUCACAAUCUGUACUACAGCGGAGACGAAAGUUGAGGAGGAGGAAAACCAUCUCUGGCAUCCCCAGAAGAGUGCAACAAGAAAUAGAUUCAGACGAGUCGCCGGUGGCGAGAGAGCGCAAUGUGAUUGUGCAUGCAAACCCGGACUUCUCCGGCUCCAGCAGCAGGAGGUCGGGGACACGGGACUCGGAGUGCCAGACGGAAGAAAUCCUGAUAGCUGCUCCCUCCCGGCGGCGGAUCCGCGCCCAGAGGGGGCAGAGCGUCUUCGCCUCCCUCUCGCACUCCGCCGGCAACAUCUUGGUGCUGGCGGACAACGGGGAUGCCGUCUUCGCUGCCGCUGUCAGCAACCGCAUCCGCUCACGCAGCCUUCCUCGCGAGGGCGCCAGGGCCAGCGAGGGACAUCAGGAUGCCGCCACCAAGAGUGCAGGGUACGAAGCAGAGCGCUUCCUAGCCGGCCAGGAGAGGAUCCCGAAAAAGGGGAAGGAGGUCUUGAGCAAGCAGGGUUCACAAGAGCACCAGCCCAUUGGUUUAACUUGUCCUCAGCAUCUGCACAGCCCCGAACACAGCAUCGGUGAGAGGGGGAGGUCACGGCUGUCAAGGAUGGCCGAUUCAGGCAGCUGCGAGAUUUCGUCCAACUCGGACACCUUUGGGAGCCCUGUUCACUCUAUCUCCACGGCAGGAGUGCUGCUCAGCAGCCACAUGGACCAGAAAGAUGACCACCAGUCCUCCAGUGGCAACUGGAGUGGGAGCAGCUCCACGUGUCCUUCCCAGACGUCUGAAACCAUUCCUCCUGCCGCCUCUCCUCCGCUGACAGGCUCUUCGCACUGUGACUCCGAGCUGUCGCUCAACACCGCUCCCAAUGCCAACGAGGACUCCAGCGUCUUCAUCACAGAGCAGUUUGGUGACCACGUGGACAAGGUCAGGGGCCACAGGGCGAGCUCCUUCACCUCCACCGUGGCAGAUUUACUGGAUGACCCCAACAACAGCAACACGAGCGACAGCGAGUGGAACUACCUGCACCAUCACCACGACGCCUCCUGUCGCCAGGACUUCAGCCCUGAGCGCCUGAAGGCCGACAGCCUGGGAUGCCCCAGCUUCACCAGCAUGGCCACCUACGACAGCUUCCUCGAAAAGACCCCCUCUGACAAGGCAGACACUAGCUCACACUUUUCUGUGGAUACCGAAGGAUACUAUACCUCCAUGCACUUUGACUGCGGUCUCAAGGGUAAUAAAAGCUAUAUUUGCAACUAUGCAGCUGCGGGCUCCGAGAGCGGCCAGACCGGCAGCGUGACCUCCAGCCUGGCUGACUGCGCCUGGCAGGAGUGUGUAGGCCACAGGAAGCAGGGACGGCAGAGCAUCUCGCUGAAGAAACCAAAGGCAAAGCCAGCCCCACCAAAACGCAGCUCGUCUUUGAGGAAAUCGGAGGGCAGCACCGACCUUCCUGACAAGAAAGAACCAAAGAUCGGUGGCGGGCAGCACGUCUCUCACACCGCCAGGGAGAUGAAGCUGCCUCUUGAGUUUUCAAACACACCUUCCCGAGUGGAAGGCCCCAACCUGCCAGCCAAGCAGGAGCUCCCCUGGGCGAACCAGGGUGACGGUGGGUUAAAGGACACUCCGUUUGACACCGCCGAUAUCCCCUCCUUUAAAGACGAAGGUGCUGAACAACCUCACUAUGCAGACCUCUGGCUUCUGAACGACUUGAAAUCCAGCGAUCCUUACAGGUCCUUGUCCAAUUCCAGCACCGCUACGGGUACUACAGUCAUAGAGUGCAUCAAGUCACCGGAAAGCUCCGAAUCCCAGACGUCCCAGUCCGGGUCACGAGCCACCACUCCAUCCCUCCCCUCCGUCGAUAACGAAUUUAAGCUGGCCUCCCCUGAGAAGCUGGCGGGGUUAGCCUCCCCCUCCAGUGGGUACUCCAGCCAGUCGGAGACACCCACCUCUUCUUUUCCAACGGCUUUCUUUUCGGGACCCUUGUCUCCAGGGGGGAGCAAGAGGAAGCCAAAAGUACCGGAGAGGAAGUCGUCGCUGCAGCAGCCGCUCCCGAAAGACAGCACGGCCUCAGUGAGCAAAGACCUCGAACUUCCGAUUAUACCUCCUACUCACCUCGACCUAAGUGCUCUUCACAACGUCUUGAGCAAGCCCUUCGCUCACAGGCACCAGCUGCAUGCCCUCAGCCACGGCAAGCAGAGCGCCGUCGGGGAAGCCCUGCACCCCAGCCCUCCCUCUGCCCUCGCCAUCACGCCCUCCGUUCUCAAGUCUGUCCACCUGCGGGCAGUCAACAAGCCUGACGGGGGGAAACAGAAAGGCAGCACCCCAGACCUGCUCUGCAUACAGGAGACCGCCUUGAUGGCAACCGAUGUUUCUCUGGGCAAAAUGAGGCCACUCUUAGCUAAGAAACCAGUAUCACGCCAGUACUCCACAGAGGAGGCCAUAAUGUCGUACAUCGAUGCUUCCCCAGCAGAAGGGGGACCUGGAAAGCCGGCUUUAGAGAAAAGCUCCUCUUUCAGCGGGCAGAAUAGCUGCGAGCGAGAAGCUGUAGCUUCAGCAGGCGUGGGUCUGGUUGACAUCAAACCCGGGAAGGAUCAAACACAGCUGGCCUCUGAGCGCUUGCCGGAGAGCACUCUGAAUCAGACGUGUGCCGUCUCCGCGGAUGGGUUUCAGAAGGGCUCAGCUGUCCUUGUAGGUGAUGACGAAGGAAAGAAACCCGGCCAGGGAGGAGAAACAGAGCACAACUUUCCGCAAGCGCAGGCUCAGCUGGAGCUCUCCGCAGGCAGCGAGGGGAGGCUGGAAGCCGGGCCUGGGGGCAAAAGCCCCAGUCAAGCUGAGGGGGCGGCUGUCAGUGAUCAGGUUAAGCACCAACCCGAUGUAAGCCACCAUGUGCCUGGGAAUAUUGGCUACGAAGUGGAGGCAGCAGCAGCGAAUUCACCCAGCGAAGUGAGUUGCAAGCAGGAAAGCGGUAUCGCAUCAGGUAUCCCAACCAGAAGUGCCUCUGAUGAUGGCAGGGCGGACGAGACGGCGGGCGGCGUGGAAGAGCCUUCGCUGAAAGAGUCUUCUCCAAGCGACGAGUCCAUCGUGUCUCCGCUGAGUGAGGAGUUGCAGGCUGACGCUGAGGACGUCUUUGUGUCUCCAAACAAACCCCGCACUACCGAGGAUCUGUUUGCAGUCAUUCACAGAUCAAAAAGGAAAGUUCUUGGGAGAAAGGAUUCUGGAGACCUUUCUGUAAGGAACAGAUUAAGAGGUUCAUCUGGGACUAGCAGCCAGCCCCCUGCCAGCAGCACACUGCCCGCCAGCAACAUGCCACCAGCCGGCAGUGUGGGCACUACCCUAAGCAGUCAGAAAAAAAAAAGGAAUGAAAAGUCCAACACAUCCAAUGAGGAGUUUAAAUUACUGCUCCUUAAGAAGGGCAGCCGAUCUGAUUCCAGCUACAGGAUGUCUGCCACGGAAAUUCUGAAAAGUCCUAUUUUGCCCAAGUCUCCCGGAGAGCUGACGGCGGAUGCCCCUCAAAGCCUAGAGGAGUCUCCCCCCGCGGUGAGCCCCGAUGCAUUGUCCCCGCUCUCUCCCUGCUCCCCCAGGGUCAACGCAGAAGGAUUCUCCUCCAAGAGCUUUCCCAUGUCGGCAUCUUCGAGAGUGGGGCGCUCCCGGGCACCACCAGCAGCGAGCAGCAGCCGGUACAGCGUGCGCUGCAGGCUGUACAACACGCCGAUGCAGGCCAUCUCCGAAGGAGAGACAGAGAACUCGGACGGCAGCCCCCACGAUGAUCGGUCUUCUCAGAGCUCAACGUAG